Molecule: messenger RNA, 1857 nt
Organism: Sebastes umbrosus (honeycomb rockfish)
Lineage: Eukaryota; Metazoa; Chordata; Actinopteri; Perciformes; Sebastidae
Gene: enpp4
Product: ectonucleotide pyrophosphatase/phosphodiesterase 4
Exons: 8
Coding region: 153-1559 (468 amino acids)
Source: RefSeq, a predicted model, not a curated record
UCUACCUCACAAACCUUAACAACCUCCUACUCACCGAGCAUUUGUGCACUUUGAGGAAGUCCAGUGAUGCUGCUGCCGCGAAAAUAGACUGAGGGGGAAAGUUACUCAACAAUACUACCUGGAGGACAACUGAGUGUCAACCCUGUAACAGGAUGUUACUCAAAAUCCUGCUGGGCUUCCUGUGUGGCGUCAGAGCUUUGGCCGCAGAAAACACCGCGGCCCAGCAGGGUCCUUCUCCUCCUCCUCCUCCUCCGCUGCUGGUGGUGUCGUUCGACGGUUUCCGAGCGGACUACCUGCAGAGGUUCCCCAUGCCCAACCUGGAGCUCCUGUACAGCCAGGGGGUCCUGGUGGAGCAGCUCACCAACGUCUUCAUCACCAAGACGUUCCCCAACCACUACAGCCUGAUGACGGGGCUGUACGCCGAGUCCCACGGCAUGAUCUCCAACAACAUGUACGACCCCGUCACCCACAAGGAGUUCCACGUCAAGGGUCACAACAGCGACCCGGUGUGGUGGAACGAGGCGCGGCCCCUCUGGCUCACGGCGCUGGACUUCGGCUACAAGACGGCGACUAUGAUGUGGCCCGGCUCCGACGUGGUCAUCGGCAACCGCACGCCGUCGCACUUCUUCCCCUACGACUCUCAGGUGACGUUCCGGCAUCGACUGGGGAACGUAACAAACUGGAUGUUGGGAGACGGAAAGGAGCAAGGGGUGAUGUUCGCAGCUCUCUACUGGGAGGAGCCGGACUCGUCGGGACACCUAUAUGGCCCUGACAACAUCACUGCUAUGGGCAAAGUGCUCGAGGAGGUCGACGACAACAUCGGCCUGCUUGUUUCGGAGCUGAAGCGGACCGGCCUCUGGGGUCGCGUCAACCUGGUGGUAACCAGUGACCACGGCAUGGUCCAGUGCUCGCCCGAGCGCCUCAUACUGCUGGACAAAUGCGUCCAACCCGACACCUACAAACUAGUGGACCAAACGCCUGUCGCAGCCAUCAUCCCACUUAAAGUUGCAGACACAGCGCACAUCUUCAAACAGCUGAGUGCGUGCCACGCCCAUAUGACAGCAUAUUUGAAAUCGGACAUCCCCGACAGGCUUCACUACCGGAACAAUGAGCGCAUCCAACCGAUCAUACUGAUCGCUGACGAGGGCUGGUCCAUACUGCAGAGAGGGGACCAUCCAGCACAUCUUGGCAAUCACGGCUACGACAACUCCCUACCCAGCAUGCACCCCUUCAUGGCGGCGUCGGGGCCCAGCUUCCGUCGGGGUUAUCGAAUGAGCAGCAUGCAGAGCGUGGACAUUUACCCGCUCAUGUGCCACCUGCUGUCGGUGCCGCCGCGGCCCAACAACGGCAGCCUGACCCAGGCCCGCUGCCUGCUGGCUGCCGAGUUCUGCUGGGCCGCCCCUCAGGUGAUCGGCAUGGUGGUUGGCGUCCUGCUGACGCUCACUUCAAUCACUGUUCUGUUGUGGUGUGUGAGAUCGCGCCGCCGGUCAGACUCACGGCCCUUCCAGAGGCUGCAGGUUGACGACGAUGACGACGACGAAGAAGCCUUGUGGGAAUAAACCAGUUACGAGCCGGCUGCCGCGCCCGAACCUCUCCCUGCUUUAAGAGGUACUUUACAAGCUGCACUUUACUCACUGAGGCCGACUGAGGUCACUCUGACAUGCGUGUUGUUUUAUGUGCCGGCAUACACACAGACCAGUUGUUUUAUUCAGGUCGUACACUGGGGGAAACACGUCCGUAGGAAAUUUACUCUCCAUAAUGUUACUGUUUUAAACAUCCUGUUACAAUAGACUUGAACAUGUGACGAGAUACCAGCGGCGUUUUUGGUGGGAAUCAUUUUAUAUGCAGCAAGGGAAC